Messenger RNA from Trametes versicolor FP-101664 SS1, 534 nucleotides. RefSeq lists its product as uncharacterized. NCBI's taxonomy places the organism in Eukaryota, Fungi, Basidiomycota, Agaricomycetes, Polyporales, Polyporaceae. Bases 1 to 534 code for a protein of 177 amino acids. The record is from RefSeq and is a predicted model, not a curated record. The transcript has a single exon.
AUGGACCAAGGGAUGCUAGUCCUAGGCAUUCAGAGAGGCUCCGCGCCCGCCAAUGUCCCAAACAGGACUCGAGCCUUCUACACGGACCAAAUCGACGUAGUAAUCCCGCCGAACACGCCGCUGAGGGUGGGCGAGAGGGUGAAAAUCUACACCAUCGAGCAAAUCAGCGACCCCUUCGGGCGUACCCAGGAAAGCGAGAGCGACAGGACGUACCAGGCUGAACCGCUGGGGGUCGUAGGAAGGAUCACUGGUGUACGGGCGAUGGAACGGGAGACCACUGAGUUCAUCGUCAGCAACGAGAACCCCCGCUCGGCGACGGCCUACGUCUACCUCACAAUCCAGCACGUGCAGGGUGAAACCGUCGACUUCGAGUACUGGAGAAGGAUCCUGAGGUGGCUCAUGCAGCCGAUGCUGGCGACGACGCGCCGUGUCCCGAUGGAGAGAGGGGCGCUCGUCCUAGACAGAGAGGACCUCCCGAGCACUACAGAGGACAGGGCAGAAUAUGGCGACUCGCUGGGAGCGGACUAUGAGUAA